Messenger RNA from Betta splendens (Siamese fighting fish), 3694 nucleotides. RefSeq names its product LON peptidase N-terminal domain and ring finger 1, like (gene lonrf1). Lineage: Eukaryota; Metazoa; Chordata; Actinopteri; Anabantiformes; Osphronemidae. The coding region runs from base 127 to 2346 and encodes 739 amino acids. The record is from RefSeq and is a predicted model, not a curated record. Gene Ontology annotation, molecular function: protein binding. The transcript is spliced from 12 exons.
CGGAAAAGUCCGCUGACAACAGAAGAAAGGAGCGCGACGGCCGGUGACAUGUAUGGACGUAGUAACGGGACCGAACCUGCGUCCACGUAACGUUCACCUUCACGCGCCCCACUUUUCUACGCUGCCAUGUCGCUCCAGCGGCCCGAACCGGACGGCCCGGAGGGGAGAGGCGGCUUCUUCAUCGGAGCCGCCGGCUCGGUGUCGGAGGAGGAGGACCACCAGCAGCUCAUCCUGCAGAAAGCCAACGCGCUCGCGGCCGAAAACCGCCUGACGGAAGCCAUCCACUGGUUCUCGGAGGCCGGACGCUACGGACCCGUCCGGCCCGAACAGCUCAGCACUUUUGUGGACUGUGUCCUCCGCAACUUUAAGCGAAAGGCGCCCGCACUGUCGGCCCAGAGUCGCUCCAUCCCCGGGGACGAUGUGUUCGACUGUCCGAACUGCCAGAGCUUUUUAGGCGAACCCGUGACCAUAAGCUGUGGACACACGUACUGCAAGCGGUGUUUACAGCGGCGGCUGCUCUUCAAGUGCAAACUGUGCAGCGCGGCGGUGAAGGGCGAGGAGAAGACCAACGUAAUGCUGCACGGGCUCUUGUACAAAUGGUUCCCCGACGACGUGAAGAAGUCCAAGAAGCUGCGGGACGUGGACGAGCUGUGUAGGAAAAAGCGCUUCCACGAAGCCGUGUCGCUAGCGACGAAGGCGAUCCAGUCCGAUUUAGACACAGCAGCGGCCGUUCGACUGUCCAGAUCAGAGGCCUACAUGGCUCUUAAACAAUACUGUCUGGCGUUGGAGGACACAGAGUUUUGCCACGGGUCCAGCUGUUCUGCUGAAUCUUUGUUCAGAAAAGCUAUGGUGCUUCAUGAGAUGGGGCAGGUGGAUGAGUCUCUUCAGUUCUUCCUCCAUUGCCUGGCAGUGGAUGAAGACUUCCCCUGUGCUAAAAGACAAGUAAAAAAGAUCCUGUGUGAACUCCUGUCUCCAGUUGAUGAGAAUGUCAAGGUCGGCCUGCAAGAAACCGCACAGAACACCUCGCCCCACAUUCGCAGUAAAACCCUUGUGGCCAGUGGCCAAACUCAACCCACGAGUCCAAAACAAAGACAGCCCCAUCAUCAGCUUCGUACCACCUCUGCCCACCACCAUGUCGGCAACGAGGAGUUACUUUUUCAGAAGCGCUGGGAAAGCGUGGAACGCCCAGGUCUGAGCCGAGCUCAUUCGCUGAGAGUGUACGGAUCUAAUGGUGUGGAAGAGGGUCUGAAAAGAGUUUGCUCUGCACCUCAGCUGGGUGACCAGGAGAAGGCGAGCCUGCUGAAGAGAAAAUUGGCUGUGUCAGAUACAGAACCCUGUGUUGUGGACCGUGGAAGUAGCAAACAUGAAAAAGGUGGGAUGAAUUUGAAACAACAAGCUGCCAAAAAUAAUAUCUGCAGAAAUGUGCCUGCAGAUCUGCUGGAUCCAUGUGACAUGGAGUGCUCUCUGUGCCUGAGGUUGUUUUAUGAGCCUGUGACGACACCGUGCGGCCACACCUUCUGUAAAGACUGUCUAGAACGCUGCUUGGACCACACACCCCAGUGUCCCCUCUGUAAAGAGAGCCUGAAAGAGUUUCUAGCAUGUAGGAAGUACAUGGUGACGACAGUAUUAGACAAGCUGAUCAAACAAUAUUUAAGUCAGGAAUUUGCAGAAAGGACUAAAACCCAGCUGGCUGAGACCAGAGAGCUUUCUGACCUGACUAAGAAUGUGCCUAUAUUUGUGUGUACCAUGGCUUACCCCACCGUGCCUUGCCCCCUGCAUGUCUUCGAACCACGUUACCGCCUGAUGAUUCGCCGCUGCAUGGACACAGGCACGCGGCAGUUUGGGAUGUGUAUUAAUGAUCCUGAGAAAGUGUUUGCAGAUUAUGGCUGCAUGCUAAUCAUUAGAAGUGUCUAUUUCCUCCCUGAUGGACGAUCAAUAGUGGACACAGUCGGAGGAAAGCGCUUUCGCGUUCUGUCGCGGGGAAUGAAGGAUGGCUACAGUACUGCUGACAUCGAACACUUGGAGGACACCAGGGUGGAGGAUGAGGAUGAGCUACAAAGACUACAACAGCUCCACGAUGAUGUGUAUGAGCAGGCCCGCGUCUGGUUCCAAAACCUCAAGAUCCGCUUCCACAACCAAAUCCUGCAGCACUUUGGAUCAAUGCCAGAACGUGAAGCUGACAUCCAGGCAACGCCCGAUGGUCCAGCUUGCUGCUGGUGGCUCCUGGCUGUUUUGCCUAUUGACCCGCUCUUCCAGCUCUCUGUCCUCUCCAUGACCAGCCUGCGAGAACGGCUGGUGAAGAUCCAGCACAUACUCACCUACCUGCAGAGCAUCCCCAACAACUAGCGCUUCAGACUUUCACCACCACAAACUCUCUUUGCACUAUUUCAUAAUAUUAAUGCAACCAUAUAGUCAACAUCUUCACACGUUUUGUUUUACCUUCCAUUUGUAUUUCGACAGCUGCAACCACUUAUUUGUUUUAAGCUUAUAAAAGCCUGGCUAAAACUUGGGUGAACUUUCUGAUGUCUAUUGAAGACCUUCUCAGGAACGCCUCCAAGGACGCACACCGUUUGUGACUGUCAAAAAGGACACAACCUCCUGAAUGAUUUUUAAAAGUGGGAUACGCUGCCGCUGCAAUAGUUUGAUGAUGUCGUUGAAAGAUCAUUGUUGCAGAGCUGAGGUCAAGAGAGUCUGAUUAGGGUUGUGUUGUGUCUUAUCUUGUGAGACAAGUGCAAAAGACAUGUUGUUUUCCCCUUUUCCCUAGUUGUAAUAUUUAUGUAUAGGGAGCAGAACUAGAGAGAUUACUGUAUGUGGAGCAAAAUCCUCAGUGCUGACAAUGAGACAAAAAAAGGUGAACCUUUUUUACACUGUAAAUGACAGUGUGGUUUAGAGGAGCCAUUGGGAGUAGGUUAAACCAAAAACCAGUGCCACUGCAUACUACUUAUCAAACAGUGGUGAUUGAUGCGAUAUUUUAAUUAUUAGUGUUAUUCAGUCUCUUCCAGGUGUCAAGUUUUCUCCUUGUCACUUCUCCAAAAUGUGUAUUUACUGCUUCCAUUGCUGCUUCUAAUUAGUAUCAGUGUUUCCCCAGUUUGUUUCCCCUUAAAGUCCUAAAAUCCUAAUUUAAAUCUUAACUGAUUCCGUGCUUUUUAAAUGUGAUUCUUCCUCCUGCAGUCGACCCUAAAUCUACCUUUCUGCUACAGUCUGAAGAGUGCGUAAACAAAGGUGUUUUAGACUUGGUCUUAUAUUAUUGGUCUCUCCUCAAAGCCAAAAUGCAACUUUUGUUAACUUAAACUUAAUUUAUGAAGUAUUUGUAUAUUCUGAAUAGGCAUCUGAGUGAGUUUUGCAAUAAUAUUACAACACGUGCAGAGACAACAAACGCAUGCAUAAAGUGAGGUUAGCCUUUGUUCAGUACCUGCAGCGCUUUGGCUGGGGCCCGGUUUGCCUUACACCGUUUAGCAUUGUGAUCUCAACACCAGUGUUGGCUUGGCUACCAUUCCUUUUGUCCAUGGUAUGAGAUACGAAUGCAUUUUUAUUCCUCUUCCUUUCAGUUUGAGACACCAUGUGCUCACAGUGUGUAUUAAAAGAAAUGGGGGGGAAAAAACGUCAAGUCAAAGCUGUGAUGAAGCGUUUUUAAAGUCAUUUUGAAGUGAACAGAUGUUUUAAGUUAUCAAUUUUCAAUAAAUUCUUUUUUUUU